AUUCCUUUUUUGGAGUAAAAGACGCAGAAACGUCACCAAAAAGCUGUGCGUAAAAGUCCACUUUUACGCACGGGCGACAAGGCGCAGAAUGCCAUCUCUCGACUUCAAAGCCGGUUGGAUGACGCCAGAAAAAUCUUUCCUCGUGCUCCUGAGUCAAAUUUUAGAAAUGAGAUAUGAUUGAGUUAAACUGCGAAGGCUCCUUGAGCAUUAAGCCGAAAUGCUGCUGAGGGUCUACCUGGCGUUGUGCUGCAGGAGAGUCCUUCACCGCCGUUAACUUCACAUGAGAGCCUCUCCUCCUCCAGACUGUAUUUUGUUGUUGGGUGUUUUUUUUUUUUUCCCCCCCGUCACGUUUGUAUUUUACACCGGGUCUCCUGGACGAGUGUGUGCAUCUGAAUUUAGCUAACACGCUGCUUGGGUCCAAUGAUAUCAAACGAAAGAAGAAAGAAAGUAAAAAAAAAAAAAAAAAAAAAGAACUGGGGGAGGUUAAUCAUUUACGCAGCCACUUAACACGCGGAUGUGUAUUUAUUUACUUAUCAGUAUCAGUCAAUUUCCCUCCCCGCAAGUGCACUUUUGCAUGUCUGAGUACGAUAAGGCAUAACACAAACAAUCCUGCAAUCACUGGAGGCCUCUCAUGGCCAUUAAAAGUCAGUAGUUCAACUGAGGAGUGGUUCUCCAACUCUCAAGUCCAUAUAGGCCUCCUUUCAUCAAGAGGCCCUCGUAAACAUCACUACAGUUAAUAAAGUGUAUUGUGUGGUCAGCGCAGUCUCAAGGUGCAGCCGCGCGUUUAUCAGCGGCGGCAACAAGUCACAAACCCCCCGAACGCAGCAGCGCGGCAGCGAGUCGGGACAGCGCCCUGCAGCCGCCGGGAUGAGCGUUUAUGAUCAUGUACAGCGCUUAUGUUAUUGUUAGUGGGAGGGGGAGCACAUGUCUUGUAAGUGAAAUUACGCUCGGCGAGGAAAAAAAAGGAGGCUAGAGCUGUUUUGGUAUUGUUGCCGAUGCCCCGCCUCUGAUGGUAGCCUUAAACCUGGCACCCAGCUAAAACAAACCAAAGCCAGCGCCGAGCUCCCACUCAAUCCAAUUAAGGCGGACUUGAGGCGCUCUCCUACGUGUUCAUCUACCAGGAUCGACGUUGAGACAACAGGAACCAGAGGGGCUUUGGCCAAAAAAAAAAAAAAAAAAAAGAGAGGAGAGGAGAGAGAAGGAGAGAUUGCCUUGCCUUCUAAUUUCUCCCUCUCCAGCCCCAGAACAAUGUCGAUGAGCCCUAAGCAUACGACUCCUUUUUCUGUUUCCGAUAUCUUGAGUCCCCUUGAGGAGAGCUAUAAGAAAGUAAGUAUGGAGAAUAACAACUUGGGGGCACCUCUCAGUUCUUACCGGCAGCCGCAGGUCUCUCAGGCGGCGAUGCAGCAGCACCACAUGGGCCAUAAUGGGACUGUGUCUGCGGCUUACCACAUGACUGCGGCAGGUGUUUCCCAGCUGUCACACACGGCCAUGGGGGGCUACUGUAACGGCAACCUGGGCAACAUGGGCGACCUGCCGUCGUACCAGGACGGCAUGAGGGGCAGCACCACGGCCACCGGCUGGUACGGAGCCAACCCGGACCCGCGCUUCUCCACCAUUUCUCGCUUCAUGGGCUCGUCGUCGGGCAUGAACAUGGGCAGCAUGGGCAGCCUCAGCUCCCUGGCAGACGUGGGCAAAGGCAUGGGCUCCCUGUCCAGCACACCGAGGAGAAAGAGGCGAGUGCUGUUCUCCCAGGCGCAGGUCUACGAGCUGGAGCGACGCUUCAAGCAGCAGAAAUACCUGUCGGCGCCCGAGAGGGAGCACCUGGCGAGUAUGAUCCACCUCACCCCGACCCAGGUGAAAAUCUGGUUCCAGAACCACCGGUACAAGAUGAAGAGGCAGGCGAAGGACAAGGUGUCCCAGCAGCAGAUGCAGCAGGACAGCGGCUCUUGCCAGCAGCAGCAGCAGCAGCAGUCCCCGCGGAGGGUGGCCGUGCCGGUGCUGGUGAAGGACGGCAAGCCGUGCCAAGGCAGCGGCCACACGCCCACGUCCUCGGCGCAGAACCACCACCAGCAAGGGGGCAAUGUCAUGAUCAUGUCGAACAACACGUCCGGCCUCGGGCAGCAUCAGAGCCAGCAGGUGGGGAGCACGGGGCACUCUCCAGAUUUGGCGCCGCACUCGUCCAGUCCGCCGUCGCUGCAGAGCCAAGUGGCCGGCCUCUCCCACCUCAAUUCCCCCGGCGCAGAGUACGGCUCGGCCCUGCAGUGCUCAGCCCUGUUAUACGGCAGGACGUGGUGACAAGAGGCGCCGGCUAUGAUUUAAAAAAAACAAUUCUUCUAUUUAAAGAAAGAAAAAAAAAGAGAGACACAUUUUUUUUUCUUCUUUCGAGACAGUUUCACUGUAAAAAUGUGCGCAUUUGAACAAAACGCCGAGCGACACCGGCGCAGCAGCUCCUCUUUGAAUUUUUUUUUUUCUUUUUUCCACCUUUUGGAAAAGGAAGUGGCGACUUAACGCGGAAGUGAAGGAGAGAAAGAGACACUUUCGACCACAAACUGCGGGAUGUGUGAAAGUCUUUGGAUUUAUUUAUGUAAAUUAUAUUUGAGACAAACAGAAGAAUCAGCAGUCAUUAUAGGCCGCGUUAGUGGGGAAGAAGAAGUGAACCUGAACUUUAAAGAAAAAAAAAAAAACAACUGCUGUAUAUGGGUGCUGUGAAAUCCCCCUCCCACCUCCCCCUCCCCUCACACACACACAGACACACACGCACACACAAACACAAACACACACACGAUGGCUCUGAUUUAUGAUAGAAAAAUUUAAUGUAAGCCGUAGAUCUAGCUUGUAUAUUUCUGUAAAAGGUUUGGAAUUUUAGCUAUCUGUUGUACAAAAAGUUUUUUGACGCUUCUUGCCGGUUUGUUGUCGUUUCAUUGGUAUUUGUACCGUUUUAUUUUCUUUGUAACUUAUAUAGAUAUUUGACUUACAAAACAGUCCUAUUAAUAAAUUAUGGAAACAAGUCAG
This is a messenger RNA of Acanthopagrus latus (yellowfin seabream), 3012 nucleotides long. It is a transcript of the gene nkx2-1, whose product is annotated as NK2 homeobox 1. Lineage: Eukaryota; Metazoa; Chordata; Actinopteri; Spariformes; Sparidae. The transcript is spliced from 2 exons. Gene Ontology annotation, cellular component: nucleus. Gene Ontology annotation, molecular function: DNA-binding transcription factor activity, RNA polymerase II-specific; RNA polymerase II cis-regulatory region sequence-specific DNA binding. The record is from RefSeq and is a predicted model, not a curated record. The coding region runs from base 1249 to 2295 and encodes 348 amino acids. Gene Ontology annotation, biological process: regulation of transcription by RNA polymerase II; cell differentiation.